GUUUUUGGUUAGAAUGUCUAAAAAGAAUUUUAUAAACAUAAAAUAAACUGAAACUUAAAAUUGAAUUUUCCUUAACGUUAUAAAAUCAUAAGGUGCUCAAAUUUUGACAUGAAUUGUGAAAAAUCUGUAUUGAAAAAUAUUUUAUGAUGGCAGCAUCAAUACAACUUCUUGGUUUCAACCCGGAUUCAGAUAGUGAUGAAGGAGGCCAUACGUUAGUUAGACGUAAUUCUCACGUGGUAGAAGUGCAACAACCAAUUGUACUACUGAAUGAUAUUCAUUUAGCUUCCGAAAUAAUUGUUGGAGCAAAUCAAAAUGAUGAUGAUGUAAUAUCUAUUGUUUCUAGUAGCUCUACUAAUUCGUCUGAAAAUACAAUAAGUAGAGAAGCUACACCAGUUCCUGAAGAAGUUGAAAAAGAAGAAGCUGAGGAGAAUGACAAAAAUGAUGAUGAUGAUACAGAAUCUAAUUCGAGGAAACGCUCUAGGAGCCAAUACGAAAAUGAAGAUGAUGGACAGAUUUGUCCCAUUUGCUUAGAUAACUGGACUAACUCAGGAGAGCAUAGGAUUUGCUGCUUAAAAUGUGGACACUUAUUUGGACAUAGUUGUAUUCUAAGGUGGAUGCAAUCACAAACGAAGAAAUCAUGUCCGACUUGUAAAAAGAAAAUUUUAAAAUCAGAUAUUAGAUUUCUUUAUACGAAGAAAUUAAUUGCUGUAGAUAAUUCAGAAUUACAAGAAAUGAAGGUUAAAUUAGAUUGUGUUAUCAAUGAAAGAAAUAACAUUCAGCUAGAAUUGAGCAAGUAUAUUUGCCGUGAGCAUGCUCUGAAUCAAGAAAUUACUUUCCUGAAAUCUCAGCUUCGUACAUUAAAAAAUAAUCCACUCUUGUUCUCUAACUCUUCCAGAAGUGAUGCCAUUUCAAAUAAUUCCGUACCAAAAAUUAAAUUAUACAUGGAUAAAUCUCUGGAAGUAUGUCCUGCAGGAGCCUGCCGUGUCUUUGAUGUGAAUCCUGCUUUAGAUUUGAUUAUGGUCAAUGUGAAGUCUCCAAGUAAUCUGUUUUCGGGAUUUGGAUUGAGAAAAAUAUGUAUAUCCCAAUAUAGAACUUUGGCAUUUUUACCCUUACAUACUUCACAAAUUAGAGACGUUUCUUUUCAAAAUGUUAACGUGCUGUCUGUGUCAACUGACAAAAUGGUCAAGAUAACAGAUUCCCUCAAUAACUCUACUGUAUGUUCAUUCGUCCAGACUUUACCAUUAUGGUCAUGCUGUUGGGAUUCUUUAGAUAACAAUGUCUUCUAUAUUGGAACUCAGAUGGGCGCUAUUCACAAGUAUGACUUGAGGUCUUUGGGACACCCUGUGAAUAUAUUAGAAGUUCCGGGUGAUAUGUCACCAGUAGUUAGUGUUGCUCAUAUUCCAAAUGAUGUAGACAGUUUGACACCAGAGGGUUUAGUUUCUUGCAAAUUGAAUUCAUUAUGGUUUUUUGAAAAAACCUCUGAGGAUUACAAAAGAUACCCUUUAGGAAUAGAUGGACCGUUUUAUGCUAUGAGGUUUGAUGAUGUCUCUAAACAAAUUUUAGUAUCUUCCAGGCCAAAUCUGAGGAAUCCUAAUUCAAGACAUACACUAGCUACAUUAAGUAAAGUUGAAGAUAAAGUAACGUCUAAUUCAGUUCACACUUUCGAAAACCCAGGAAUUCAAAGGCAUCUAUCAAGGUCCUGUUUCAUCAAGAGGGAUCAAGAUUAUAUCGCUGUUCAUGAGGAAUCGAGCAAACUUGUCACUUUAUGGAAUAUCAAUAAUGGAACAAAAGCAACAUCUGUGACUGCACAUGAUCCUGUCCUCGAUUUGAGUGCUAUAGUGAAUACUGAUUACAAUCUCUUGGUUGGACUCACAGAUAAAAAAAUGUUGUUUUAUAAAUUUUCAUAAGGUUGUAUAUUGUGAUUUCUAUUGUAUUUUUCUACUGUUGUUGUAAUAAAUCUUAUUUGAUUGAA
Coccinella septempunctata (seven-spotted ladybird) is the source of this 1972-nucleotide messenger RNA. RefSeq names its product E3 ubiquitin-protein ligase RFWD3-like. Gene Ontology annotation, biological process: protein ubiquitination; interstrand cross-link repair. Gene Ontology annotation, cellular component: nucleus. The coding region runs from base 144 to 1907 and encodes 587 amino acids. The transcript has 2 exons. Gene Ontology annotation, molecular function: ubiquitin protein ligase activity; protein binding. The record is from RefSeq and is a predicted model, not a curated record. Lineage: Eukaryota; Metazoa; Arthropoda; Insecta; Coleoptera; Coccinellidae.